Vombatus ursinus (common wombat) is the source of this 2056-nucleotide messenger RNA. RefSeq names its product eukaryotic translation initiation factor 2D (gene EIF2D). The transcript is spliced from 15 exons. The record is from RefSeq and is a predicted model, not a curated record. Gene Ontology annotation, molecular function: translation initiation factor activity. Gene Ontology annotation, biological process: formation of translation preinitiation complex; translational initiation. The coding region runs from base 181 to 1932 and encodes 583 amino acids. Lineage: Eukaryota; Metazoa; Chordata; Mammalia; Diprotodontia; Vombatidae.
UAGGAGCAGGACCAACAUGGCAGCCCCCAGGGCCACGGGCCGGGAGCCGAGUUGGUCGUCGCCCUGAUGGGGUUCCUUCUUUAGCAGGCGCGCCGGGGCAGCCCCCAGCCCAACCCAGGCCCAGCCUCCGCCCCCUGCUCUCUUUCCCCGGCGGCGGCAGUAGCGGCGCCACACGCCGUCAUGUUCGCUAAGGCCUUUCGGGUUAAGUCCAAUACGGCAGUCAAGGGCUCGGACAGGAGGAAGCUUCGGGCUGAUGCGGCAGUUGCUUUCCCUGCCUUUGGGCCAGAACAGCUCUUGGAACUAGUGCCUGGGAAGGACGAGCUCAACAUUGUGAAGCUCUACGCUCACAAAGGAGAUGCAGUCACCGUGUAUGUGAGUGGGGGAAACCCCGUUCUGUUUGAGCUGAAGGGAACUCUAUAUCCCACAGUGUACACCUUAUGGUCUUACCCUAGUCUUCUGCCGGCCUUCACAACAUGGCCUCCUGUGCUGGAGAAGCUGGUUGGGGGAGCAGAUUUGAUGCUGCCUGGCCUCACGGUGCCACCUGGUGGUCUGCCUCAGGUACAGCAGGGUGACCUUUGUGCCAUCACCUUGGUCGGGAACAGGGCUCCUGUUGCAAUUGGAGUGGCCACCAUGUCUACAGUUGAGAUGCUGGCCUCUGGACUGAAGGGGAGAGGUUUUACGGUGCUCCAUACCUACCUUGACCAUUUGUGGCAAUUUGGGGACAAAUCAUCUCCACCCACCAUUCCCCUAUUGGACCAGGAUCCUCCAGAAUGUAGGGGGAACGCUAAAGAGGAGGGGCCAGUACAGGUAGAUUCUGUUCUUCAGGGAGACAUGGACUGUCUCACCCUGCAAGGAGACGAGGAGAGCAGCAUGGCUUACAGGACACCGCCUUCAGAAGCCACCGCGGAAUUGAGGGAAGUGGGAAUGGACCAGGAACCAGCUGAUAGCAAGACCUUUCAAGAGCAAAUGGAUGAGCUGCUGCUGAGAUGUUUCUUCCAUGCCCUGAAGUGCCGGGUCACAAAGGCUGACCUCCCUUUGCUCACCAGCACUUUCCUGGGCAGUCACAUGUUUUCCUGCUGCCCUGAAGGACAACAGUUGGACAUAAAGAAGUCAAGCUAUAAAAAGCUCUCCAAGUUUCUGCAUCACAUGAUGAAGGAGCAGAUUGUGCAGGUGAAGGAGUUGAGCAAAGGUGUGGAGAGCAUUGUAGCUGUGGACUGGAAACACCCCAGCAUUACAUCUUUUGUUGUGCCUGAGCCCUCCCCAACUGCCCAGAGUGUCCACGAGGAUACCAAGGAAAAGCCUUAUCACCCGCCGGAGAUCGAAUCUCUUUACUGUAUCCCAGCCAGCAUGACUUCUCUCUUCCAGGCGGCUGGCCACAAGAAGGGGAGUACCCUCUCUGGCAGUGAAGUCCGUGCAAUCAUCAUUGACUAUGCAAAGAAAAACAACCUAGUUGAUGCAGACAACAAAAAUCUUGUGAAGAUGGAUCCCAUCUUGUGUGACUGCAUCUUGGAAAAAGCUGAACAAAACACAAUAUUGAAGCUUCCAUGGGAUAAACUCAUUGAAAGGUGCCUGCAGAGAUUGAAACCUGCCUAUCAAGUGACCUUUUAUGGCCAAGAGCCUAUUGUGAAGAAAGGAAAAAUCUGUCCAAUUGACAUCACCUUAGCACAGAGAGCAUGCAAUAAAAAGGUGACCUUGGUCAGGAACCUGGAGGUCUUUGGUCUUGACCCGUAUUCUGUGGCUGCCAUCCUUCAGCAACGGGGCCAGGCCAGUGCCACCAUCACCCCUGUCCCUGGGGUUAAGGAUGCCAUUCAGGUCCAAAUCCAGGGGAAUCAGAUCAAUCAUCUCAGUCGGCUCCUGCUUGAAGAAUAUAACAUCCCUCGAAAAUAUAUUCAAGGUUUGGAAAAGGCCCCCAAAGCUGGCAAGAAGAAGUAAUGGCCCUAGUGUCAAAUUACUCAUUUCUUGGAAAUCGAAAUCUCUGAGCUGGUAAUUUAUGUGACUUUUCAACUUUUGAGAGGAUGAAAUGUAAUUCUUUACCCAAAUAAAUUUUUAUUCUCAA